AUGACAGCUCCUGUUAGUGGUAGUUGUAGUGGUAGGAAAAAGUCUGUUGUUUGGGGUCACUUUGAAAAAGUAAAGAUAGGUGAGGGUGAUACUAGUAAGACUAAGGCUAUCUGUAAUUAUUGUCAAAAAUCUUAUAAUGCUGAUAGUAAGAGUUGUGGUACCAGUAAUUUGUUAGCUCAUGUGCCAAUAUGUCCCAAGAACCCUAAUAGAGAAGAUGUAGUUAAAGGGCAGAAAACAUUAGCUUUUGUACCCAAAAAGGAUGGAGAAGAUGGAUUGCACCUUGUGUCAACAUCCUUUUCUGUUGAGGCUUAUAGAAAGGCAUUGGCUGAAAUGGUUAUAAUUGAUGAGUUGCCUUUUAGGUAUGUCGAGGGGUAUGGGUUUAAGAAAUUUGUUAGAACCUUGCAACCUAUGCUUAGAUUAAAGGAUAUCCCAUCUCGUCAAACUGUGGCUAGGGAUGUGAUUGGCAUUUAUAAUAGUGAGAGAGAGAAGCUAAGGAAAUCCUUGAAGGGUUGUAGGGUGUGUCUCACUACGGACACAUGGACUUCUAUUCAAAAUUUAAAUUAUAUGUGUCUGACUUGUCACUUUAUUGAUGAUGCUUGGAAAUUGCAUAAGAGAAUUCUAAAUUUUUGUCAAGUUGAGGACCACAAGGGGGAGACUAUAGGUAGAAAGAUUGAGAUGUCGUUACGUGAGUGGGGUAUUGAUGGGAUAUUUACCUUGACAGUAGAUAAUGCUAGCUCAAAUUUAACAACAAUUAAAUUUCUGCAAAGGGUGACUAAAGAUUGGAAUGGGGCAGUUUUAGGAAAUGAGUACAUGCACAUGAGGUGUUGUGCCCAUACCCUAAAUCUCAUUGUGGGGGAGGGUUUAAAAGAGAUAGAUGCAUCUGUUGCUAAGGUGCGUGAAGCUGUGAGGUAUGUGAAGUCCUCACCCAAUAGAAGUCAAACUUUUAAGAGUUUUAUGGAGAGGUUAGGUAUGGAGUCCAAGAGUCUUCUCAGUCUAGAUGUACCUACUAGGUGGAACUCGACCUAUAUCAUGUUAGAAACUGCUGAAAAGUUUGAGAAAGUGUUUCUCCGAAUGGAUUUUGAAGAUGAUGGUUAUUCGUCGUACUUUAGGACCAAGGAAGAUAGUGGUGGUUUGGGGUCUCCAUGUAUGAUUGAUUUCCAAAAUUGUAGGGUGUUUGUGACUUUCUUAAGGCUGUUUUAUAAUGCAACAAAGAAAUUUUCUGGUUCAUUGUAUGUUACUUCAAAUGCCUUCUAUGAUGAGAUCUUUGUUAUUCAGGAGAGUAUUUCCAAUUUAGUUAAAUCACAAAACACUCUCUUGAAAAGCACAACCACAAACAUGCAAACUAAGUUUGAGAAGUAUUGGGGGGAAGGGGAGAAAAUUAAUCCUCUUUUGUAUGUGGCUGUGGUCUUUGAUCCACGAAAAAAAUUGAGGUUUUUGAAGUUUUCAUUUUCUGAAAUUUAUGGGAAUGCAGUUGCUGAAGUGAUGGUUGAUAAGGUGAAAGACCUUUUGUUUAAGUUGUAUAAUUUUUACAAUUGUAUUCAUUCACCAAAUGUGCAAGAUCAAAGUGGGAGUGAGAGGACAGAAUUGGAAACUGAUGCUAGUGAUCCAUAUGUUAUGGUUCACUCGCGAUAUGAGCGUUUUUUGCAAGUUGAGCAAUCUGUAGGUUGUAGUAAUGAGCUUGAGAGGUAUUUAGCUGAAAACUGUGAUGGUAGAAAGGAUGUACCAAGUGUUGUCUAA
Molecule: messenger RNA, 1737 nt
Organism: Quercus robur (English oak)
Lineage: Eukaryota; Viridiplantae; Streptophyta; Magnoliopsida; Fagales; Fagaceae
Product: zinc finger BED domain-containing protein RICESLEEPER 1-like
Exons: 2
Coding region: 1-1737 (578 amino acids)
Molecular function (GO): DNA binding
Source: RefSeq, a predicted model, not a curated record